AUGACGGGAACAGUUGCAUAACUAUUCACCAUAAAUAGAACAUCCCACUUGAAGUUUUUCAAAAACUCAUCUCAACUUAAUGAAUCAAGAAUAGAUAUUCCAAUGGGUAGAGGAUCUACCUCAAAUCUUUUGCAAGGUGAUACUCAAGGUGGACUCAUGCCAUAAGAAUGGGUUUCUAAUUAAGGGAAAAAAUUCUUGCAAGAUUCAAUAGAGAGACUUUAAAUAGAUUGCAAAUAGUAUCUCUUCAGAGGAUAGCCACUUUCUUAAUUAAGUUUCGAUGACUUGAACAAAAUUAAGCGAAGUGUUAAAAGUGAAUUGAAAAAAUAUGAUUAGACUUUCAUUGCUUUAUUUUCCAAGUAGCCAGCCAAGACUGACAAGGAGCCACUCAGACCUUUAUAUAUGUACUAUAAGAAGCUGAAAACCUUAAUCGUGAAUGCCUAGAGAAACGGUAUGAGAGGUGGUAACAAUGGUGGAUCAGGCAAUGUAAAUUAAAAGGACUAACCUAAUAAUGCUUAGUAGCAGUAGUAAGUAAGUGGAUAGCACAGAGCGAACUCUACUACUAGUAAUGGUAGUAAGUAGUCUUCAAACUACAAUUAUUCUAUUGGAAGCAUGACUGCCAAUAAUUCUAGAGAAAAUAGUGUUACUAAUUAAGGAUCCCUCACAAAUGCUUAUGCUAAUUCACUGACCCUUCAAGAUUUAAACUCUAAUACUGCAGGAGUCAAUCCUACUAUUGGCAAUAAGAAGUAACCAUAAGAGUAGCCUAUUGUUGGCAAGAAUAAUCAAGUUGCAUAAAAUGUUUCGUCCAAGCAAUAAUCAGUUGAUUUGGGCUAGCAGAAACAAAUUGGAUCAAGGAAAAACUCAGCUGGAUAAGGAGCGACAACAGUAAAUCACUCAACUUCAAACUCCUUAACUUAAAUCGAUAAAGACCCGUAAGGCAGGUUGAUGGGUGUAAGAGGUAGUGUCGAGUUGAAAUCAAUUAACUCAGUUGGAGGCUUAGUCAAUAACAUUGGUCCUCAUACAACUUAAUCAAACUCAAAUUCAUCUGGAUUUGCCUGGACCCAUUCUAGCAAACAUUAAUCAUUAAGCUAAAAAGCUCAAUCUUAGAAAUUUUAGGAGCUUGGCCAAAAUUAAGCAGGCUAUCAAUAGUACUCCAAGAAUGAUAUGAAUAAUGUCAGAAAGUCUGCCUAGGCAGUAACUAUGGCUUCACUACUAGAUAACAACAACCUCAACUAUCAACAACCUUCUUCUCAGUAGCAAUAAGUUCAUAAUCCAACUCAGGAAUCUUAGAAGACUGUAUAUGCUAAGAACUCUUAACAGCAACAAUAGUAACAGUAGUUCAAGUAAGGUAGUGGACCAAAUGUCUAAUAGAACUAUCCAGGCUAUUAGCAGCAGUAACCAUAGGCUUUUGAUCCAAGAAACUAAUACAUGAAUCAAUAAGUCUAAUAAAUCAACUUCUAUCAUCAAAACUAGUAGUAGUAACAUCACGGAGUAAGCAACGAAAGGAAGGAAAAUAUCAAUUCUAAUCCCUAUCAAUUUGAUGAGCACAAGCAGACUCAAAUAGUCAAUGGAAAUAACCUAAUUGGUAAUAAUCAAAAGAAAGAAAAAAGACCCAACUCAGCUUCUGUAGGAUCACAACAGUAAUAAUAAGUGCUGCAAUAGUAACCUGUUCAGAGUAAUGUUAUGGCUAAUAAGCAAAGAUCGCAAAUGCAGCAGUAGCAGCAAUCAUAGAUAUAAGAAAUUAUGAUUUAGAUAGAGGAGUUCAAAAAAGAGAGAAUCUUGCUUAGAUCAACUCUUGACAAUUUCAGGAGAGAGUUUGAGAAGACUAAUGCUAGAAGAAUUAAGUUCAAGAAAGAUAUUAAAGCUGUUGAUCACGAGUUCAAGAGAUACAAAGAUCUUAAAGAGGACAUUAAUAAACUUGAAAAGCAACUAUCACUUCUCAGACAGUGA
Stylonychia lemnae is the source of this 1947-nucleotide messenger RNA. The record is from the annotation of a GenBank genome assembly. Lineage: Eukaryota; Ciliophora; Spirotrichea; Sporadotrichida; Oxytrichidae.